Pistacia vera is the source of this 729-nucleotide messenger RNA. Its product is annotated as cytochrome b-c1 complex subunit 7-2. The record is from RefSeq and is a predicted model, not a curated record. Bases 100 to 465 code for a protein of 121 amino acids. Lineage: Eukaryota; Viridiplantae; Streptophyta; Magnoliopsida; Sapindales; Anacardiaceae. Gene Ontology annotation, biological process: mitochondrial electron transport, ubiquinol to cytochrome c. The transcript is spliced from 4 exons.
UGACCCAACAAUGUCGCUAAGGAGAAAUCUCUAGAACGAGGGUUCUGGAGAAAUAGGUAGAGAAGUCCAGAGGAGAGCAGGUAGCAAAGCGAGAGGAAUAUGUCGUUUUUGCAGUCUUUAAUUGAUCCCAGGAAGAACUGGUUCGCGGCUCAGCACAUGAAAACCCUCUCUAAACGACUUCGCAAAUACGGGCUCCGGUACGAUGAUCUCUACGAUCCUUACUACGAUCUGGACAUUAAGGAGGCGCUGAAUCGGUUGCCGAGAGAGAUCGUCGACGCUCGUAACCAGCGUCUCAAGCGUGCCAUGGACCUUUCCAUGAAACACGAGUACCUUCCUGAAAAUCUUCAGGCUAUGCAAACACCAUUUAGGAGCUACCUUCAAGAUAUGCUGACCCUUGUUAAGAAGGAGAAUGCAGAGCGCGAGGCUUUGGGAGCAUUGCCUCUCUAUCAGCGCACAAUCCCUUAAGUAUCUUAGUGUGUCAUGUAGCUAUAACUAAAUGGUGAAGUUUUAAAUGAAUGUCAGGAUUUCGUUUCUCAAUCAUUUGUGCCAGUGUUUCAUUGGAGUUACUACUUGGAUCUGAUACACUGGCCUUUUUCCAAUAAAUAUGAACAACCAAACUUAUAGCUUCUAUUGUAUGUUCGCUUCCAAUAUGAUCUCCCUGUAUACUCUUGUCGAAUUUGGAGAGUCAAAAAGUUUAUUAAAAUUGAUAUUUCAUGAUUUAUAUCGUUA